This is a messenger RNA of Amborella trichopoda, 2249 nucleotides long. RefSeq names its product receptor like protein 29 (gene RLP29). Lineage: Eukaryota; Viridiplantae; Streptophyta; Magnoliopsida; Amborellales; Amborellaceae. The record is from RefSeq and is a predicted model, not a curated record. Gene Ontology annotation, molecular function: protein binding.
AAAAAAUGCUCUGCAGGUUCCAAACCCUUCUUCAAAAAUUUCCACCAUCUUAUUAUAUAGACAUGAAAUUUAAAUGCUUACAGAAAGCAAUGCAAAGAAAAGUACUCAAUGUUGUGGCCCAUCCAUCAUAUCAAUCAAAUCCCACUCUCUCUCUCUCUCUCUCCAUUUUCUUCUUCUCCAAACCAACUUUUCCAUGCUUGUUACUGAAUGCUCAAGGUUUAUUCCCCUUCUCUCACUUCAAAAACCACCCUAAAAAACCACCCACCCUUCCAUGAAACCAGCCCCAAUUGUCCCAAGUCAUGCAAAAGGCCUCUCUGCCUGCACUUCGUCCCUCAUUUCAGCCUACAUCAACAUGAGAGCAACCAAUUGGUGAGAGAGAAAACAGUGAGUUGUUUUCUCAACCAAAAGCUUUUCAAAACCACGAAAAUCACCCCAAAAACCACCAUGUUAUGACAGUAGAGAGCCACCAAUCCCUUGCUUCACUUGUUUCCACAUCAAUCUCUCUCUAAGACCUCCAAACCAUGAAAGGAACACUUCCCAAUGCCUGGUUUUCACCAUUUCCAAGCCCCCCUCAAGUACUAACAGUGAUGAUUCUACUAUUGGUAAUGGUAUCAAACAAUGCUGCUAUUUCUACACAUGGGUACCAACCCAUAAGCAUGAUGAGCCCUUCAGAAUAUGAGACUCUGUUCAGGAUCAUGGAAUCCAUGUCCUCUGAUGAGCAAUGGAGGCUCUCUUACCCAAACCCAUGUGGCCAGGGCUCCUCCUCAUGGCCUGGUCUUGAGUGCAAACCAGGCCAUGACAAUCUCUACCAUGUUUCAAGGCUUGAUUUUGGUACAAAGCCAAACCCAACCUGCAAAAAAGACGCAACUUUUCCAUCUGAUAUCUUCUCUCUACCUUACCUUCAAUCUGCUUUCUUCUUCAACUGUUUCACUCACACCAAGACCACCAUCUCAAUACCACCAAACCCAAAAGUCUCUCUCUCUCUUCAACAGUUCAGCCUGAGAGCAAACCAUGCACUCACUGGACAGAUACCAUCUACCAUCUCUCUCCUCAAGUCCCUUCAAAUCCUCACUCUUUCUCAAAACAGCCUCUAUGGCCAGAUACCACCCCAAAUCUUUAGCUUAACGUCUCUCUUGCACCUUGAUUUGAGCUACAAUUCUUUGAAUGGAAGGAUCCCAUCUCAGAUUGGGAGCUUAAAAGUUUUGUUAGGCCUUGAUCUCAGCUAUAAUUCACUAUCAGGUAAUGUGCCGCAAACAAUUGGAGAACUGGGUCUCCUUCAAAAGCUCGAUCUGAGCUCAAAUUUGCUCACAGGUGGGAUUCCUCAGACAAUGGGUAGGCUCAAGAACCUGGUUUUCAUGGCCCUCAGUAACAACAAGAUGAGAGAGAAUUUCCCAAAUAAUAUAGGGGAGUUGCAGAGCCUACAAUACUUCAUAAUGGAUGAUAAUCCAAUGUCUUUGCCUCUGCCCAAGGAGUUUGGGAAGCUGUUCAGGCUUCAGGAGCUCAGGCUUGCAAAUUCAGGCUAUACAGGGACUAUCCCAGACACUUUCGCAGAGCUUCGGAACCUCAGCAGCCUCUCUCUAGAAAACAACAGGUUAACAGGGACUAUACCACCAGGUUUGGGCUUACUCCCUCAUAUUUAUCACUUGAACUUGAGCAAAAAUAUGUUGGCUGGUGUCCUUCCUUUCGACGGUGGUUUCUUGAGGAGAUUAGGAAGAAAUUUGGAUUUGAGUGGAAAUGUGGCGCUCUGUGUUAAUGGUUCAGAGGUCUUAGAAGGAGUCAGAGUUGGAGUUGGGGCUUGUGGAAAUGGAAAGAAUGUGGCUCUUAGAAAUGGGUCUCUGGUUUUGCCAUUGAAGAGGUCUCAAUCUCCUCCUCUACAAUCAAUCGGUUUCUCAAGAUUCUUCAGCAACUGGGUUCUUUUAGCUCUUGUUUGGGAAGUGUUUAUGUGGAAGAUUUAGGCCUGUUUACUUCUUUUAAUGUAUAUUUAUGGCUAGUAUUCUUUGGCUUUUGUGCCUGCAAGCUAGUUUUGAGCCCAACAUGUUGUUCUUGUGUAGCUAUUCAGCUAGAAUGGAGAAUUUAAUCUGCAGUGGACUCUCUCUCUCUCUCUCUCUUAUUUGGGGUUUUAACUCUUUGAAGGAUAUUGCUUAGAGUUAGGCAUGGUGUGUGCAGAGAGCACAGAUAGAGAGCAUAUUUGUAGUCAGUGUGCUUGUUGCAAUUGAAUUUGGAAAUAUAGAAAAUUUGAGAUUAGAACA